Messenger RNA from Blepharisma stoltei, 2811 nucleotides. The record is from the annotation of a GenBank genome assembly. Lineage: Eukaryota; Ciliophora; Heterotrichea; Heterotrichida; Blepharismidae.
AUGGGAUGCUGCCAAGGCAGAGUAAAUUUUAAAUAGAGCCAAAAGCCUUUACAAAGCAUAAAUGCACCAACUAAAAAAGAGGAGCCUGACACAAUUGACAAAGCUUACUUUUCCUCUAUAAGCAGCAAUUUCCAAACAGCAGCUCACAACUAUUAUCGAAAUAAUUUCAGAGUAACGUCAGUUGACAGCAGGAAGGUUAACGAAGAACUAGAGUAAACGUAACAUAGAGAAUUUUACAAUGCCAGAGCAUCUGUAGAUAUCAAUAAACUUGCCAAACUUCUCAGCUCCGAAACAGUUUUCACCCUUGAUGAAGGAGUCUGGUCAAACCUGGCUGGCUCUAUCAGGCUCUAUGGCUCUAUCUGGCAGUAAGGCUCUAUCUGGCAGUCUGGCAGUCCGGCUCUAUUGGCUCUAUCGGCUCUACCAGGCUCUACCAGGCUCUACUGGGUCUACUGGAAGUCUGGCAGUAUGGCACUACUGGCUCUACUGGGUCUAUAUGGCAGUCUAACUCUACUGGCUCUACUGGCUCUACCUGGGCCUAUAUGGCAGUCCGACUCUACCGGCUCUACUGGCUCUACUGGAUCCAUAUGGCAGUCUGGCUCUACCUGGGUCUACUGGCUCUACCUGGCAGUAAGGCUCUACUCAUUAAAUUCCAAUCAUGCUUUAUAAUUUAGAUAUCUUUUAUAGGCCAUUUGCUCAGAUAAAAAUAAGGUGCAGCCAGCUAGGACUCUUCACUAAUUGCAAAUACUAUUAUGUUAAAAUUAAAAAAUCAGUUCUGCUAUAAUUUUUUAAUAACUAUAGAUAAAUCAUAAAACAAUUCUAAUAUAAAAUUUUAACUCUUAUGACUGAAUCUUAUUAUCUUAUUCGAUAGACGGGCUCAUGCCCUUUAUUUUAACGCAAUCAUCAAAGAUCCCUUGGGGAUUCACCCGCUUUGCGACCUUCCUUCCGUCCAGUCUCCUCCUUGCCUCUUGUAAAAGGCUCCAGUGUUUGAGUGGGCAGGCUAUGGGUUUGUGCAGCCUGCUGAGGCUGUGGAAUAUUAGGUUGGCAUUCUGAAAUCCCAAAAAAUGGAAUUUCUGGUAGACUGUCGGCAAAAGGGUUAAAUCCAGGUCCUGGGACGUAACGCCCAGUUUCACGCUAGGCAGUUGCCCGAUUGGUCUAGGAAUUAUCUGUAAAUCUUCCUGGGCUUGCCCUUUCCAAAUCUGAACCCUCCUUUACUUCAAGGUAAGAACCAGUCUCGAAGUUGGACUUGGGCUAGUCUUUGCCUCCUGCAGAAUUGGUUACCUAGCAUUUCCAUCCAUGGGUUUUUGCGGCCUCCUGAGGCUGAGAGAAUACGAAAUUGGCAUUCCGAAAUCCCAAAAAAUGGAAUUUCUGGUAGCCUUUCGGCAAAAGAGUGAAGUCCAGAUCUUGGGACGUAACGCCCAGUUUCACGCUAGGUAGUUGCCCGAUUGGUCUAGGUAUUACCUGUAGACCUUGCUGGGUUGCUCUUUCCCAAAUCUGAGCCCUCCUUUCCUUCGAGGUAAAAACCAGUCUCGAAGUUGGACUUGGGCUAGUCUCUGCCUCCUGUAGAAUUGAUUACCAUAGCAUUACUGUCCUUUUCAAGGCUAGAAAAACCUUGCCAGAUAUAAUUAAAAUAUGAGUCGAGGAUGUAUGGCUGUGAGGCAUAUCUAGACGAAGACGCCAUAUUUUAAUUAUGAUUUCACUGUUUUCAGUCUAUUGCUAAUAAAUAUCUUUAAAAUUUUGAUUUAAAAUGAUGGUGUAGUAAAUAAUAUUUUGUUUUUGGUAGAGCCUUAGUCAGUAGACCCAGAUAGUCCCAGACUGCCGGACUGCCAGAUUGCCAGGUAGAGCCAUAGAGCCAUAGAGCCAUAGAGCCUUACUGCCAGGUAGAGCCAGUAGACCCAGAUAGAUCCGGACUGCCAGACUGCCAGGCUGCCAGGUAGAGCCAUAGAGCCAUACUGCCAGGUAGAGCCGGUAGAGCUAGUAGAGCCUGACUGCCAGACUGCCAGACUGCCAGGUAGAUCCAGACUUCCAGACUGCCAGACUGCCAGGUAGAGCCAUAGAGACAGACUGUCAGGUAGAGCCGGUAGAGCCAGUAGAGCCGAACUGCCAGACUGCCAUAUAGAGCCAGCAGAGCCUUACUGCCUGAUAGAGCCAGUAGAGCCAGCCAGGUUUGACCAGGAGUCCUUCUUCAUCCAUGGGCAGAAAAUCCACGCACCAUAGGAGCUCUAACUGCUAUGCAGAUUGGAAUUUUUGCUUCAGACAAUGACAUACUAAAAGAUUCCAAAUUUAAUGAAGGAAUGCUCAGCUCACGAGUCCUUGAACUUCUCUUGAACUUUGCAGCAUCACUGGAAAGAUACAAAUUUGAGGCCUCAAUUCUGACACUCAGUUAUUUGUCAAAAAAUAACCCAGACAUUGCUGAAGCUUUGAUUAAGAGAAACGCACUUCCGAUCUUUAUAAGACACAUGAGAGAUGGCAAGGAAGGACUGAGAUCCACAGCUGCUCUGUGCUGUAGAAAUCUAUAUGUAGGAAGACAAAAUAUGCAAAAACUGUUUGUUAGAGAAGGAGGAUGCAGCUUAUUGGUACACUUAUUGAAGUCAGAUGACAGCUCAACUGUGUUUGAAACUAUUUUGAAUAUAUUAGAUUUAAUUUUAGACAAUGAAGAUACCAUACAGCUGGACAUAAAGCGGCAUUUAGAAGAAUGCCACAUUGUAAAGCAUCUGCAGACGAUAAUAGAGGUAAAAAAGUAUAUAGAAAUCUGAUAAGUAUGAUCAAAAUACAAUAAGUGAAGCUAUAAAACUGAAGAAUUCAUUUGAAUAA